Trichoplax adhaerens is the source of this 1692-nucleotide messenger RNA. RefSeq lists its product as uncharacterized. NCBI's taxonomy places the organism in Eukaryota, Metazoa, Placozoa, Uniplacotomia, Trichoplacea, Trichoplacidae. The coding region runs from base 1 to 1692 and encodes 563 amino acids. The record is from RefSeq and is a predicted model, not a curated record. Gene Ontology annotation, molecular function: G protein-coupled receptor activity. Gene Ontology annotation, biological process: G protein-coupled receptor signaling pathway. The transcript is spliced from 3 exons. Gene Ontology annotation, cellular component: plasma membrane.
AUGGAUACACCAAUUGUAAUCGGUAGGCCACAGCAAAAUGUGACCGUAGACUAUCAUCUGCAACAUAAUUUUACAUCUACGGUCGAAACUGUAAUAAAUGACUGUGCUGAUAUGUGGUACAGUAUAAUAUUUCUAGUAACAUUAUUUCUAACAUUUCUAUUUAAUAGUAUUUGCUUAUUUAUAAUUUGGAAUAUCAAUGGAUUUAAAAAUAAUAAGAAUCAUCUAUAUGUUCGAGCAUUACUAGUGUGCGAUGUAGGUGCUGCAUUAUUUAUGGCAGUUUGCCCCAGCAUGUAUCUUAUUGAUUGCAGCUUUGUCAAGUCACAAGGGCUAUGUUCUGCUAUUGGCUUUAUAACUUCUGUAUUUAACGGCAUGACUGCACUUAUAGUCGCGUUAAUGUGCAUUGAUCGUUAUUUAGCCAUAAUUAAACCAUUUCUGUAUCGUAGAAUUGUAACGUACAACAAAAUUGUAAUUUGUAUUAUUCUAUGCGCUGUUUGGCUUAGCCUUCACAUGGCGAUACCUCUAUGGGGUUCAGGGAAAUUUAUAACAUACCCUAUAGGCAGAUAUUGCUCAUUUGAUAUAUUUGAGAAGAAACCAUACGAUCGUGUAUUAUCUUAUUUAGUAUUUGGAGAAGGCAUUAUUAUAUCCUUCUUAGUCAUAUUUUGUAGCAUUCGUAUUAUUCGAUCAUUACGAAAGCAACGCAAAUCAAUUAAAACCAUGUCUAUCAAGCAAACAAGCAGAGCAAAAGCACGAUUAAUAACUGGCAAUUUCGAAAUGUUGACAGCAUGGAUUGCAGUUUGCUUCAUCUCAUGUUAUUUACCAUUUGUGUUAUUCCGAUUGCUAUGCAUGAUUAAUAUUGAGCUUCAAGAUACCUUUGGCCACUAUAUCACGGAGAAUAUUCUCUACUUAAAUCCACUACUGAAUCCAUUUUUAUGUGUCACGUAUAACAAACGUUACAGAACAAAAUUUCAUAUCAUGCUAAUGCAGUGUGGCUUAGUUUGCUGUAUAAGCAAAGUAAGACGAAAACUGGAAACAGCUAUCCAAGUUGAUAGAGUCGAAAUGGCUCUACCUUCUGCUUUUGAUGAGAGAAAAAGUACUGUUGUUAGUGCCAAUGAUACAUCCUGUAUGGAUUUUGAGUCUAGAUUUCAGGUUAAUACGAUGCGAAAAUCUUCAACCAUUCUUUCAAUGGUUGAUCUCCAUAACGUCCAUUUAGAUCGUGAGAGCAAUCUUAUAAAACUGCAGAAACUUCGUGCGAAUAGCAAACUUAGCAGGACUCUUCAAAAUCAUAUACUUAGUCAUGAACAAAAUGAUAGCGGUCAUGAAAAUAUUCCAGCCAGCCGUACAAGUCCCACUAAUAGUAUUACAGAUAAUGUUUCGGUUGCAUUUAUGAUCGAUAACACUGAUAACACCGCUGAAAAUACUGAUCAUUCUGAUGAUACCGGAAUUUAUAUAAAUGAUAACAUCAAUGACAUUAAUGAUGACAAAAUCAAUUACAAUGACUUUAACAAAACUGAUAAUACUAAUAAGGCGGAGAUUACUAUUGCCGUCGAUAGAUCUGAUAAAGUUAGUAAUAGUAAUUUUAAAAUAGUUGAUACUAAUGAUGUUGCAAAUAAUGUAAAGGACACUGGCGAAGAUGGAAAUAGCAACAGCAAUACUAAUUUAGAUGCGACGGAUACGUAUUACGCAAGCUUUUGA